Neocloeon triangulifer is the source of this 1321-nucleotide messenger RNA. RefSeq lists its product as uncharacterized. The record is from RefSeq and is a predicted model, not a curated record. The transcript has 7 exons. The coding region runs from base 105 to 1181 and encodes 358 amino acids. Lineage: Eukaryota; Metazoa; Arthropoda; Insecta; Ephemeroptera; Baetidae.
GGAAAAGUGGCAGAGGGCUAUCGACUGCCGCGGGGGCGCAAAGGAGUCACGCGCCCUCGCCCUCACUCGCACUCACACGCUCCCAGAAUUAACAGUUGCGGACAAUGGUGCGAAGGACAGCUGCCACAUUGUGGUUCGCCGUUGACAUCCUCGUGCUGAACAGAAGAUUCCGUUGCGAGAACGAUGGCAGCGAGGAGUGGUCCGCGCUCGAAGAGUGGCUCCGACACCAAUUAGCCGAGCGCCAGGAGAUGAAGGCUCGCCUUCAAGAUGCUGCGCUUGUGUCCGGCGGAGGCCACGUGCAUCGUCUCUGCAAAAAGCGACAGCACCAAAUGACGAGGAGGCAAAAACGGCGGAAGUCGUCAGCGGAGAGGCAGCAACCCUCCUUUUUGCCGUCGAUCCCGACGAGCAGCCCUCUCGCGCGCCCCGCCAAGGCCAAAUCCAAGGGUCGCCGAUGCAAAGAUAGACCUGCUGCUGCGACGCCCCAUUGUUAUCCGCGGCAUCACCAGGAAAAAUUCGAGCCGGGCAAGAGUCAACGAUUUAUGGAUCGUGACUACAUGCAGCAGAUGGAGCGCCGAUUAGUGGAGCAGCACGAGGAGGCCAUCCAGAAGAGGAUCAAAAAGAGACAGGCAGAAGAGGCGCAACGCGAGCGGCAGAUGAUCCAGGCCGGGUUGCUCGUCGACCCCCACAAAGGGCAAGAAGUGGUGCCGCCGCUGCUGCCCCGUCGGUCGGGCCCCCGGCCUUCCGAGGGUGGCAGUGCCAGGCACGCCUCCAGAACCAGCGUUCAGCGGACCCCGAAGAGGCAGCCCGCCCCCGGAAAGCAACAAACCGAGCAGCAGUUGCAAAACGGAAAAUAUGAAGAAAAUCUCUGCGAGCAGGAAACCGUCGACGAAGCCUGCCCCGUUCCGGAGGCUGCGACUUUGUCGCACCGACCCCGGCUGGCCAUCCUUCUGCAGGCGUGCAAGGCGGUGGUGGGGAAGGGUCACCUGCUGAACGGGGCCCCAGCGAAAACGGACGCCCUCCAAGUGGUUGAAAGCACCGGCGAGGCUGACGACGCCGAGCUCGGCAAACACGAGGACGACAAGAAGUACGAGUCGCCGCUCAUCGCCCGCCUUCGUCAAGUGGAGGACGUGGAGGAGCUGUACCGACUGGCCGCGGAGAUCGUCGCCAAAACCAAGCACUGACACCUUUGAUGUUGCACGUGUUGAGCGCCGCGUUGCUCGUGCUCCUCGGAGCCACUCACUCGAGCCAACAGCUGCCGCCGAACAACAACCUGCAAAACAACGAGGCGCCGUUCCUCCUCUCUGACCUGCCCUUCCUCGAC